Messenger RNA from Oikopleura dioica, 498 nucleotides. Lineage: Eukaryota; Metazoa; Chordata; Appendicularia; Copelata; Oikopleuridae. The record is from the annotation of a GenBank genome assembly.
AUGUCGCUUCCGCGAGUGUAUUUCGACAUGAUGAUCGGCAACCAAAGAGCUGGCCGAAUCGUCAUGGAGCUCCGAUCGGAUGUGGUUCCAAGAACAGCUGAAAACUUCCGCGUUCUCUGCACUGGAGAGAGGGGCUUUGGAUACAAGGGCUCUAGCUUUCACCGGGUUAUUCCUCAAUUUAUGUGCCAGGGCGGCGACUUUACGAACCAUAACGGCACAGGAGGCAAGUCGAUUUAUGGAAACAAGUUUGAGGAUGAGAAUUUCAACUUGAAGCAUACUGGUCCUGGAGUUUUGUCCAUGGCUAACUGCGGCAAGCAUACAAAUGGCUCACAGUUCUUCUUGUGCACCGUGAAGACCGACUGGCUUGAUGGCAAACACGUGGUGUUCGGCAGCGUUGUUGAUGGAAUGGAUGUCGUCAAGAACAUCGAGCGUGUCGGAAGCUCAAGUGGAACUACUAAGCAGAAAGUCAUCAUCUCCGACUGCGGUCAACUCAACUAG